This is a messenger RNA of Amoebophrya sp. A25, 4095 nucleotides long. Lineage: Eukaryota; Dinophyceae; Syndiniales; Amoebophryaceae. The record is from the annotation of a GenBank genome assembly.
CGGAGGUGAACAAGAUAGUCGUGCACGGGAAGGAAGAGGUGGAGAAGCUGAUGUAGCGCCAGUUGUCCAAGCACCAACUCGAUAUGUCGAUGCUACGAGUACAAGAAAACCUUCUAUCCGUAGUCAUAAAGAACAAGAGCAAAGCGCGGAAGAUGCCCCUUUGAAUCGAACCAACCCGGAUAAUAGGGUAAUCUUCAACCGAGUAAUAGCACCACGACCUUCACCUCAACAACCGGGCAUUUCUGCUGAUCAUGUUCCAUCAAUUUAUUCCAUUGAAACUUCUAUUUCCUCCGAUGACCCACCACCACGUGGGAGCGCGACGAUUCAACAAAAUGGACGACUCAGUAGGUCUGCUGUCUCUGGUGCUCGUGCUCUUGGUGAUGGCACUGGACCUCUUCCUCCUGGACGAGGUUCACCACCUGCACCACGACGCAUUUCCGCUCUUGGUGAUGGCUGCCUUUUUCUGCCUGAUCCACCAGCCUUUUUGCCACCAGGACCUGGCGGUGUGUACGCAGCAUAUGCAGAGAUAAUGGCAACUAAUCAGCAACAACAGCCUGCUCCUCAACCUCAUCCUACAACAAGAACAAGAACCAAUCCGGCAAAAAAUCUUCUAAAUGAACAAAACUACACGACCCAAGAAGAACAACUACAACAACAACGUCGAGACAGUUUUUCGAAGCCUCGAGAUCCGCUGAAUGUUGCUCAGAUAGCCCGUGUCAGAAGCUUUCAACUAGAAGCUCCCGUGAUAUCAUUACCACCGUUGUCUGUGCCAAGUGUAACUAUAUCACCUGCAUCGUGCGUCGAUCCUGAACUUGUAUAUCCACCUGCUGCGUCGUCAUCGCCUGUUUGUAUUGUUCCAAAUCCAUCAAAAGAGGCGGAAGCGAAUCGUGCUCAUGCUAACAUGGAAACGACAGGGAGGCCGACUUUAGUUAGGGAACUAGAGCAUGAAAACGUCGAGAAUAAGACAGAUGGAAAGACGACAGAGAAGGAAGUAGAGGCAACCAGUUCAAGUAGUUCAGCUUCCGGCGCGACUUGUUCUGAGACAUCUUCGGUAACAACAGACGAGGAACAAGACAUCUGCAGGCAGGAUAACGAUAAUGAUAAACGAAAAGGCCGCUUCAGUGCUGGUUAUCAUCGUUUGACAGAUGAAAAGACAUCAGGUAGUGUAAACGCAGGAGAAGGAGAAGUACAAGAUUGCCAAACAAAAAAGUACACGACUCCGACUACAACUACCCAACAGCAAAUGCCAAUCACCAUCGUCGCAAGUUGUCCCGCAGCUUCGCCACUAGUACAGAUGAUAGAAAAUAGUAGAAGCCAUAAUAUCAAGAAUGUUGCGCUAGUAGAAACAUCAAAACCACAAAGUUCGUUGUUUCAUCAUCGCACCCGCCGUAAAAGUGGAGGCACGAACUUGUCGAUGGCAACUACAGCAGCGUCAUCUAACAGUGUUUCUCGUCGGAACAGUCCCAGGCAAAAGCAGAUGUUGAAAAAGAACUUCUAUCAAGAGCAUGAUUAUGGUCCUCGUGCAGGCGGCGUUGUGGCUCGUGGUCGUGCUGGACUUGCAGGAGCAGAGAGGCAUGACCAGCGACAUAAAAACAAGGCUCUUGUUUGCUCAUCUUCAUCUUCAAAUGUCGCCUCAUCUUCAUCGACCCCAAUGCCACAGGAAUCAUCGGAAGAAACGGUAUCUGUACGUCAUCGAUCUACGAGGAGAAGAGAACUGAUGAGAGGCGGUCGACCGCGAAUUUUUUCGCAUAAUUCAUCCACCUUGAGCAGUAGGAACAAGGAGACGACGACGGAACGAGAAGACAUGCUGAGCUCAUCUGUUGUUUCGACGUCAUCGUCUGCUGAUUCUUCAAGAAGACAGCAAAACGUAGAAGGUCAUAGACCUAAUUAUACAACGAGCACCAGGAUCAUGAAGACAGACAAGAAAGACGAACUACAGCAUCCACCAUCGUCUUCGGCAAGUUCGUCCUCGUCAGAUAACUCCACUAGCAGUGACAAUUCCUCUUCGGGAUCGAGCAGCAGUCAGGAGGAAAGCAACGUCCCGCCUGGAAAUAACCUGCAGCGAAAUACUGCUAUCGGACCCACUAGAGAACAAGCAAAGAAGCCUCUUUUUCACCACCAUAGCAAGCCUAAGCCAAAGCCUGAUCCAGGAUCUUGUUCCUCUUGCAUAUCAUCAUCCUCACAACAACGACCUAAUAUUCCUGCCUCCUCUACUACUCCUGCAGCACGAGGAGGGCAACGAUUAGUACCAUCCACCUCUCUCAAAGACCUGCAAAUCGUGAGGUCGGAGAAAAGGAGCAGUAGACCACAAGCUUUCGAGCAGGAUACGUCAGAGGAGCAUAGCAAGUCAGAGACGAGAAGCUGUUUGCAGUCUGUCGUGCAGUCCUCCGUUCACGCAAGUGCGUUUUCGUCAUGCAGUACCACUAAGAUUUUCUUCACAUCUACUAGAUGAAAGUUAAGCUAUAUUUUUUGCAUUGCAAGAACAUACUUAUCGAAUCGUCCAUGUCCAUCUUCACGACCAUUUUAAUUUCUUUUGAUCACGACCAUGAUAAUAAUCACCACUCACCAUGCCCCCGCGAAGUAUAUUACUACAACUCUCGUUCACGACUGACUACGUACACGCACCAUCACGAGGUGACGACUACAGUAUUUACCUCCUGCCGUCUAGUUGUAGCGGGAGUGUCGCCAUGCCCCAUACGCCUUCCGAGGUUGCUGUGAUUCCGCCACCAGUAGCACCUUUCGCCACGGACACUAAUAUACGAGUCCCAGCACCACGCGGAGCACCACCCCCCUCACCUCAACAAGGGUCUCCGACAGCACGCAACGGCUCUUUCUCGCUCCCGCCGACAACACGAGUCUCCGAGAUAGUGUUGCAGGUUGACAAUGGAGAUGAAGCGGGCGGAGAGAAAGCGAGAGUGGAGAAGUUGAAAGCGUUUUAUGAGGUACUACUUGCUUCUAGAUUUAGUUGUACAUCUAGGUCUAGUUGUACAUCUACUUAGAAGUAGAGCUUCUAGUUGUUCGGCAACAAGGAUGAAUUCAAAUCUUGAAGAUAAAAAGCAACCUCACCAAAACACCCUCUGGUGCUGCGUUUCUCAACACAGGCAAACGCUUCCCGAAAAAAAUGCGUUCGGAUUGCAAUUCCUAGUACAACUACGAUGGCUGACGCGCAGUCUGAGCAUUUGUUGAGUAGUCCCGAGGAUACUCGAGCCUCUAAAAAUCCCGCACUCGCAAAGAAAAACCGCGAUGACAACGAAAUGCGCAAGCCUUUGCUCCACCAAGAAGAGCGACCAGGAGGUGCGCCGGCGUUAUUUAGACGGAGUGCGACUAUUUGUUCAUCAACGACUUCGUCUUGCUCAUCUUUAAGGCUUUCGAUCCAUCUAAGUAACUCGAGUUCCUUCGUUGAUUCCCCAUGACCACCUUCAACACUAGAAAUGGAUUAAGUAAAUAUUCGCACUGACUCGUCUAAAUAAAACAUGCGCCUCCUCUUCGACCACCAGCUUGGCACACCGAAUGGUGUUCGUACCCGAACGAAACAAAGUCUUGUUUGUCACGUCCAAGCCGCCUUACGACGGUCCAAAACGAGGCAUACGACGUCCUCUGGAUCUCGAACCGCGACGCCCUAUUCGAGGUUUGCGGAAUCUGUGUAUGGGCAGUCUGUCGUCAUUUUUCCCAGGUGCUUUUCGCGGAAGUAGGGCAUCCAGUGCUGCAACUUCGAAGGAAAGUUCAGCGUGUGCUACGCGUGCUACUAGUCCAAGUGGGAGGACGAAGCAAAAUGAAGAACAUCAGCAACAGAUGACGAACACGGAUAGUGCAACAAGACGAUCUUCUUCUACGGCAAAGGACAAGCCUAUUGAUGUAAAAGUAGAACACGUCGUGCACGGCCAACAGCAACAUCAGGAACCACUGCAAGUCCACGAAUCUAUUGUCGAGUUUGAACCUUGGCAGUCACUUGAUAUCGAGUUCGGGGAUCCCGCUACAUCAGGCAAUCGUUGUCGCGCAUGGAUACGGAUGCCUGCGCUUGCUGUGAAUGACGUUGCGAAUCAGACCUUUUCAGUACCACUGCACUUCGGACCCGAUCCGCCGGGGGAUGUGUGA